This is a messenger RNA of Tarenaya hassleriana, 643 nucleotides long. RefSeq names its product 40S ribosomal protein S23. Lineage: Eukaryota; Viridiplantae; Streptophyta; Magnoliopsida; Brassicales; Cleomaceae. Gene Ontology annotation, cellular component: cytosolic small ribosomal subunit; ribosome. Gene Ontology annotation, biological process: translation. The record is from RefSeq and is a predicted model, not a curated record. Gene Ontology annotation, molecular function: structural constituent of ribosome. The transcript has 4 exons. The coding region runs from base 99 to 527 and encodes 142 amino acids.
GCUAUAUAAAUUCUUGUCCCGUUAGGGUUUUGUGGCCGCUUCAGCUUCCUGCUUCAUCGCACUCUCUCCUCUGUGGCCGCACUCUCGCUUUCGUCAACAUGGGAAAGACACGUGGUAUGGGAGCUGCCCGCAAGCUGCGGAACCACCGCAGAAGGCAAAGGUGGGCCGACAAGUCCUACAAGAAGUCUCACCUUGGGAACGAGUGGAAGAAACCUUUUGCCGGGUCUUCACACGCAAAAGGAAUUGUCCUUGAGAAGAUUGGUAUUGAGGCUAAGCAGCCGAACUCUGCUAUCCGUAAGUGUGCUAGGGUUCAGCUGAUCAAGAACGGGAAGAAGAUCGCUGCAUUUGUCCCCAACGAUGGUUGCUUGAACUACAUUGAAGAAAACGAUGAGGUCUUGAUUGCGGGAUUUGGUCGGAAGGGACAUGCCGUGGGAGAUAUUCCCGGAGUCAGGUUCAAGGUGGUGAAGGUAUCUGGUGUCUCCCUCUUGGCCCUCUUCAAGGAGAAGAAAGAGAAGCCCAGGUCUUAAUCUGAUUGUUAUGGCCUGAAGUUUGGUUUUGUGCUUUUCUUUACAAGAACAAGAACUUGUACUAUUAUCUUUAAUCUGUUCGUGGAGUUUUGUGUUCAUCUUUGGGCUUUAUUUUC